Molecule: messenger RNA, 1840 nt
Organism: Gymnodraco acuticeps
Lineage: Eukaryota; Metazoa; Chordata; Actinopteri; Perciformes; Bathydraconidae
Gene: dmc1
Product: DNA meiotic recombinase 1
Exons: 13
Coding region: 615-1643 (342 amino acids)
Biological process (GO): DNA recombinase assembly; chromosome organization involved in meiotic cell cycle; mitotic recombination
Cellular component (GO): nucleus; condensed nuclear chromosome
Molecular function (GO): ATP hydrolysis activity; single-stranded DNA binding; ATP binding
Source: RefSeq, a predicted model, not a curated record
GUUCUUUAAAACGACACUGAAAAUAAGCAGUUUUUGCCUGUAUCAAAUGCUGCAUUCACUGCUCUUUUUGAGCCCUCGUUCAUGUGGGUUGUGAAGGGAGCCUCUGUUGUUUUUAGUUUAAAACAGUUACUAAUUAGCAUUACAAAGAUAUUAAAUUAUUGUUAAUUAAUUUGUUGAAUUGUACACUUCUGCAAUUUCACAGACAUACAUCUUAAGGAAUUAAACCGUUUAGUAUACGUCCAUUAUUUAUGUUCUCUAAACAUAUCAUUUUCUAAUUUCCGAGUGCACUUUAAUAAACGAAAUCAUAUUUCCCGCCAGUGGCCGUGUGCAAAGCCUUCAAAGGAACAAAGAUAACUACGCUUUGUUAAAACUUACAUUCUUUUUAGUCAAUAUCUUAAGAUUAUUGUCUUUUUCUAGCCAAUGUAAUUGAAUAAUUGAACUUAUUAAGCGAAUUUACAGUUUAUCCGGUUUUACUGACAGUUUUAUUUAUGUCUUCAACAGUUAAAUUAGCAGUUUGACAUUAAGGUAUUCAUAAAGGUAGAAGCUAACGUUAGCUUAGCUAAAAGCUAAACAUUUUUAAACUUUAAUUUGUUUAUACUAACGGUAACAUCAAAAUGAAAGCUGCAGAGGACCAGGUUGUUGAAGAGGACACUGGUUUCCAGGAUGAUGAGGAGUCCUUCUUCCAGGACAUCGACCUCCUACAGAAACAUGGGAUUAAUAUGGCGGACAUUAAAAAGAUGAAGUUGGUGGGUAUCUGCACUGUGAAAGGGAUCCAGAUGACAACUCGUAAGGCUUUGUGCAACAUCAAGGGUCUGUCUGAGGCUAAGGUGGAGAAGAUCAAGGAGGCUGCUGGGAAAAUGCUGAAUGUUGGUUUCCAGACAGCCUUCGAGUACAGUUCGAAGAGGAAGCAGGUGUUCAACAUCACAACCGGGAGCCUGGAGUUUGAUAAACUCUUGGGUGGAGGAAUAGAGAGUAUGGCUAUAACGGAGGCGUUUGGAGAGUUCCGCACAGGGAAAACCCAGCUCUCUCACACUUUCUGUGUCACUGCUCAGCUUCCCGGAGAGAACGGCUACUCAGGCGGGAAAGUCGUCUUCAUUGACACAGAGAACACCUUUCGUCCAGACAGACUGAAAGACAUCGCUGACAGGUUCAAUGUGGACCAUUCUGCUGUUCUGGACAACGUGCUUUACGCUCGGGCCUACACCAGUGAACACCAGAUGGAGCUGUUGGACUUUGUCGCAGCCAAAUUCCACGAGGAAGGAGGAGUGUUCAAACUAUUGAUCAUUGACUCCAUCAUGGCUCUGUUCAGAGUCGACUUCUCUGGACGAGGAGAGCUGGCUGAGCGGCAGCAGAAACUGGCCCAGAUGCUCUCCAGGCUGCAGAAGAUCUCUGAAGAAUACAACGUAGCAGUGUUUGUCACCAACCAAAUGACAGCUGAUCCUGGGGCAGGAAUGAGCUUUCAAGCCGAUCCCAAGAAGCCCAUUGGAGGACACAUCCUGGCCCACGCCUCCACCACACGGAUCAGUCUGAGGAAAGGGCGUGCCGAGAUGAGAAUUGCCAAAAUAUUUGACAGUCCCGAUAUGCCUGAGAGCGAGGCCACGUUCGCCAUCUGUGCCGGAGGAGUGUCUGAUGCCAAGGAGUGAACGCUGAGGAGAAGAAACACAGUUAUCACAGUCCCUGUUCUUGUCAGUUUGAAGUUGUUUUCUUGUAAGAUUUAUUUAUUAUAUUUGUAUUAACUUAUUAUAUUUAAACUGACCAUAUUGUACCGUUGUACUUUUGAUGUAUUUAUUAUAUCUAUAGUUUUGUAGUAUUGUUCCCCAUGUUUCUUAGAUAUUAAAAU